Messenger RNA from Phlebotomus argentipes, 2115 nucleotides. RefSeq names its product homeobox protein Hmx (gene Hmx). The coding region runs from base 377 to 1441 and encodes 354 amino acids. The transcript has 4 exons. Gene Ontology annotation, biological process: regulation of transcription by RNA polymerase II. The record is from RefSeq and is a predicted model, not a curated record. Gene Ontology annotation, molecular function: DNA-binding transcription factor activity, RNA polymerase II-specific; RNA polymerase II transcription regulatory region sequence-specific DNA binding. NCBI's taxonomy places the organism in Eukaryota, Metazoa, Arthropoda, Insecta, Diptera, Psychodidae. Gene Ontology annotation, cellular component: nucleus.
GGGAACUCAAAUGCCGUUCGCAGUGUGAUUGUCGGGAUCGCAACAGAACAUUGAGGUUUUAUAAGUUUCUUGUUUUCACUCAAUUGGCUUAAGCAGAAACAAUUGGACAAAUUACUAACACUGUAGAGAAAUCAAUAAGAGUGAAGAUAGUGAUUGCCAAUUUGAGCAGCAUUAAUAAGCCGUGCGAAAAAUGCCAAGAGUAGUGUCAUCUUGUUGGAAGCACGCAGAGAAAAAUGACUCUGGCAUUUCUGUGGUGAGAGGCUAAUUUAUUGUAAUUUAAAACUUGACAAUUUACCUGUGUCACCGUUGUGGGAGAGCACAAAAGGAAAGCUUGAAGGAAUUAAUUUCACGAGACUUAGAGCAGAGAGGGAGAAUCAUGUCACAAGACACAGAUGUGGAUAUCAGUGUUGUGUCUAGUCCUGAAGCAAGUCCCCAGCGUGAAGAUUCGCCGUCGCUGAGGACGCCCGAGGAGGCCAAGGGUCGUCAGUCGCAACACACAAUCAUCAACACGUAUCAAGAUGGCACGGAGAGUCGCCUCGGGUCACCACAUCACUCACCCACCGAUCAGAGAAAGGUCUCAGGAGCGGGAUAUACGAGCUUCUCGAUUUCCAGCAUCUUGAGUCGCAAUGACCCCAAGAAGGGGCCCAUCGCGCCCUUUCCAUCUGUUCCAGCUGCACAAGGAAUCGGUGGUCACCACGAUGCUUCGAUGCUAUCAAGGUUAGGUUUCAUAUCGCAAUGGGGCGCUCUGGCGGGGAGAUAUGCCGCCCUGUGUCCCCCAGGAUGGCCAUGGUCGGCACAUCGGAUAUCAUUUCACAGUCCCAAUGAUAGCUCCUCAACAAACACCACCGAGAAUCCAUCGCCGACGCUGAGUCCGCAACCGCAGCAGGAAAAUAAAUCGCCAACGGCUGGGGUGGCUCAGGCCGCAUAUCCGGCGGGUGCGGGAUCAGAUGACGAGCACCAGGAGAUAAUUGAGGACGACGGCUCGGAUACGCCGGAUCGAACAUUGGAUAAUGCGUCACCACACCCAAAUAAUAAUGGUCCAAUUCAGACGAAAAGGAAAAAGAAAACCCGAACUGUUUUCUCCAGAGCGCAAGUGUUUCAACUAGAAUCAACAUUUGAUAUAAAAAGGUACCUGAGUUCAUCGGAGCGAGCUGGCUUGGCGGCAUCACUGCGAUUGACCGAAACUCAAGUGAAGAUAUGGUUUCAGAAUCGACGGAACAAAUGGAAGCGUCAAUUGGCUGCUGAACUGGAGGCCGCCAACAUGGCAAAUAUGGCACAUGCGGCCCAGAGACUUGUUCGCGUUCCUGUUCUGUACCACGAGAGUGCCGGCGCGGCUGGCACAGGAUUCGCCCCGCCACCACCCCACUCGCACGCGGCCCCCCUUUACUACUCCACGAGGAGUGGCACGUCGCCUCGGCCGCCAUUAUCAUCUCUCGUGUAGAGCAUCCCGAGUGCCGUCGAGCUGCAAUCUCCGCUCUGGUAGGAUCCAGCGGGCUCCACCACACAACGCAUAAUCAAAAGAGUCGGGAGGGGGCGGGGGAUUCAGAACCAGAAGCUCACGAGAAAGAUUGGCAGUAAAAGCCACAUAAAUCGCAUUUACUAACUCUAUAUCUAAAUUUACUGACAAGUUGAGUGUGAUUGUGGUGUUGGUUUUGAUGGGGAGCAGAAUUGGGGCUGAGGAGAAUUCUAUUUACGAUAAAUCGCGUUGAUAGAAAGCAGAGACAUUUUUUAUCAUGGCGGAAAUAUGCAAAAUUAAGUGAAUUCCGACAAAAUUUACGGAUUAAUCAAAAUCGAAUUAUUUCAUUGAUGGCUGAAGACAAUUUAUGCCCACAAUAGAAUUCAAGAAAACAAAACUUUAGGUUUCGGGAAAAAUUCAUUGCAAUUUUUAAAUUUUAUAUACUACACAGAAGUUGAUGAAAUGUGAUUUUUCUUUCAUGUAUAAAAAACAAAGAAUAUAAUUUUCUAAUUGUAAGAAUAUGUAUAGGAAAUGUAUAAAAAGCUUCUUUUCAUUAAAUUUCACAAUUAUUGCAAAACAAAGUAUAGAGAGUAACUUGAAUUAAAAAAAAAUUACUUCUUCAGGGGACUGUAAUAUUGUCACAUAAAGAAUAAAAAAGA